Planococcus citri (citrus mealybug) is the source of this 1743-nucleotide messenger RNA. RefSeq names its product Mitochondrial amidoxime reducing component (gene Marc). Lineage: Eukaryota; Metazoa; Arthropoda; Insecta; Hemiptera; Pseudococcidae. Bases 280 to 1347 code for a protein of 355 amino acids. The record is from RefSeq and is a predicted model, not a curated record. Gene Ontology annotation, molecular function: pyridoxal phosphate binding; molybdenum ion binding; catalytic activity. The transcript has 6 exons.
GGACUACGCAGUAUGAUAAACAACACGUGAAAUUCAGUUGUGUAUUGACGCUUAAAACGCUCAAAGUUUAUUCCUAUAUACUUAGUUAUAGCAUCUAGACUAAAAUACUCGAGAAAAUGGGUACCUACCUACAUACAUUUUGUUUCAGUCGUUGAUAAAUUACCCACCGUUAUAGCUUCAUUAUCUUAUCUCCUCGUGUAUUUUUAUAAUUAAAACCGAGUAAUAAUUGAUCUAUCGAACGACUCGAGUACAAUAUCUGUGUACUUUUUGCGCGAAACGAUGUCUACAUCUUUUAAAUACCUAACUCCUGGAAUAAUUGCAGCAUCUGCCGCAGUGACCGUCGCGUAUGCGUGGUAUUGUUAUCGAAAUCGCGAUCGAAUUCCGGCCAAGUGGAAAUUAAUCGGGUACGUUGAUAAAAUAGCCAUCUAUCCGAUCAAAUCGGGUAAUUAUCGAGAGUUGGAGGCUGCCGAAUGUACCGAAUUGGGGUUAAAGGAGAUUCAGGAUGGAGAGCAGUCUGGAAAACAUAUUUUUCGAGAUAGAGAAUUUCUAAUUUACAAUGUCAAGGAAAAGGAAGUACUGAGAUUGAUAAAGACCAAAAAAGCUGUAUUAAUAUCAGCCUUCAGUACCGAUGAGAACACUGUGACAUUUCAAGCUCCCAAUGUACCGGAUUAUGAGCUCAAUUUGCCCAGCGUGAUUGAAAAUGCGAAACGUGUCGAGAUAGGAAGAUACGGAUUCCCUAUUGAAACUAUCGACUGUGGCGACGAAGCAGCGAGAUGGGUAUCAAAUUACUUAACCUCUGGUAAAAAUGAAGACGAAUUUCGUAUGGGAUUUUAUGUGGAAAAUGUUACCAAGAGAACUAAUGUUGUGGAAUUGAUGUCGAGCCAGAGUAAAAAAUUCUUGUCAGUUUACAAACAUAUGAGACAAAGUGAUGGGGGAUUAUACGCUUGGAUUACAAGUUACCUCGUAACAAAUAAAUCAUCGUUCGACGAAAUAAAUGAUUGUUUAGCCGAAGAAGACAAAGCCAAUAUUUAUAAUUUCAGGCCAAACAUCAUAGUCAAAGGAUGCGAUCCUUUCGUCGAAGACGAAUGGAAAUGGAUUAAAUUCGGAAAUGAUGUCGUCAUGCGAUACUUCAAACCAUGCACCCGAUGCACAGUUACAACAAUUAAUCCCGAUACUGGUGAAAUAAACAAGAACUUGGAACCGUUUAGGAUGUUGAAAAAAUGUAGAAAAGUCAAAGACGUAAAAGGAUACGAUCUUCAAGGAGAUUUACCCGUCUUUGGGGCUAACAUGGGAUUAUACGUGCCAGGAAGAUUGAAAGUUGGAGAUCCUGUAUAUGAAGGUGUAUAAAUGUGUCAGUGCUUACGCCCUUCUGUGUCCCUGGAGAAAGAGAAAACAAACUUUUCUCAUUGAAAAUAUGUAAAUUUUAAACAACGUGUAUAAUUCAUAAUUCGUGAAUUUUGAACGAAAAUCGAAUUCUGCGAGUUUUUAUAUGCAAAACAAAUAGGCAGGUACCUACUGAUUAAAAGCAACAUUGUAAGUUCGGAAGAAGAGAAUUUCGAAAGGUUCCAUUGUAAAAAAAUCUUAUUUGAAAUCACUUUUCUCGCUUAUAUCAUUUAAGAAGAUUUUUUCACAUCUUACUCGUACAUGGAAAGAGUUUUUCACUCAAUACCUAUUGCAAUAAGUUGAAUUUACUGGAAAACUCGUAUUAAGUAUAACAAAAAAAAUUCAUUCUGAUUCUUAUAA